ACCAUGGCAAAGAAGGUGGCAGUGAUUGGAGCUGGGGUCAGUGGCCUGAUGUCUCUCAAGUGCUGUGUGGAUGAGGGACUCGAACCCACUUGCUUUGAGAAGACUGAAGAUAUUGGAGGACUGUGGAGGUUCAAAGAAAAUGUUGACGAUGGCCGAGCAAGUAUCUAUCAAUCCGUCGUCACCAACACCAGCAAAGAAAUGUCCUGUUUCAGUGACUUUCCAAUGCCUGACGAUUUUCCAAACUUCCUGCACAAUUCUAAAGUCCUGGAAUAUUUCAGAAUCUUUGCCAAGAAGUUUGAUCUACUAAAGUAUAUUCAGUUCCAGACAACCGUCCUCAGUGUGAAAAAACACCCGGAUUUUGCAACCUCUGGCCAGUGGGUGGUUGUUACUGAGAACAACGGUAAGGAGCAAAGCGCUGUCUUUGACGGAGUCAUGAUCUGCAGCGGCCAUCACGUCUUCCCUCAUCUCCCACUGGAGUCAUUUCCAGGUAUCCAGAAGUUCAAAGGCCAGUAUUUCCAUAGCCGCCAAUACAAGCACCCAGAGGGAUUUGAAAAGAAACGCAUUUUGGUGAUUGGAAUAGGAAACUCAGCCUCAGAUAUUGCAGUUGAGUUGUGUAAGAAGGCUGCUCAGGUGUUUAUCAGCACCAGACAUGGUUCCUGGGUCCUGAGUCGUAUCUCUGAAGAUGGCUAUCCCUGGGACUUGACAUUCCUCACCCGCUUUAGAGCCAUGCUCAACAAUAUCAUGCCACGAAUUGUUGUAAAAUGGGCAAUGGAAAAACUGAUGAGUCAAUGGUUCAACCAUGAAAAUUAUGGCCUUGUCCCUCAAAACAAAUACCUUUUAAAAGAGCCUGUCGUAAAUGAUGAUCUUCCAAGUCGUAUACUCUAUGGAGCCAUCAAGGUGAAAUCAAGAGUGAAAGAGCUCACAGAAACAUCUGCCAUCUUUGAAGAUGGAACAGUGGAAGAGAACAUUGACAUCAUUGUCUUUGCAACAGGAUAUACUAUCUCUUUUCCCUUCCUUGAAGAUCUUGUUAAAGUAGAGAAUAAUAUGGUCUCACUGUACAAAUUCAUCUUCCCUCCUCAACUGGAGAAGUCAACUCUUGCAUGCAUUGGUUUCAUCCAGCCCCUAGGUCCCAUUUUCCCAGCUAUUGAACUUCAAGCUCGUUGGGUAACCAGAGUUUUCAAAGGCUUAUGUACCUUGCCCUCAGAGAGAACUAUGAUGGAAGACAUUAUCAAGAGGAAUAAACAAAGAAUUGACUGGUUUGGAGAGAGCAAAAGCCAGCUACUGCAGACCAGUUACAUCAGCUACGUGGACGAGCUCGCUGUAGAGAUAGGUGUGAAGCCAGACAUCCUUUCUCUCUUGCUAAAAGAUCCUAAACUGGCUGUGAAACUCUAUUUUGGGCCGUGCAACUCCUAUCAGUAUCGUCUGGUUGGGCCUGGGCAGUGGGAUGGAGCCAGGAAUGCCAUCUUCACCCAGAAACAAAGGACACUGAAGCCUUUAAAGACACGGGCUAUCAAAACCUCAUCUACUUUCCCAGUUUCCUUCCUGUUGAAAAUCCUGGGGCUUCUUGCUGUUGUGGUGGCCUUUUUUUCCCAACUUCAGUGA
Molecule: messenger RNA, 1602 nt
Organism: Dama dama (fallow deer)
Lineage: Eukaryota; Metazoa; Chordata; Mammalia; Artiodactyla; Cervidae
Gene: FMO2
Product: flavin containing dimethylaniline monoxygenase 2
Exons: 8
Coding region: 4-1602 (532 amino acids)
Molecular function (GO): N,N-dimethylaniline monooxygenase activity; flavin adenine dinucleotide binding; NADP binding
Source: RefSeq, a predicted model, not a curated record